UGUAUCGUGAUCCUUUAAAAAUUAUAAUGCAUGUAUUCAACGCAUUUACAUAACAUUACACAUGACUUAGUCGUUAGUCGGGCGGCUUGAUUUUGGAAACUAAUCUGUUGCGUAAAACCUCGUCGUUCUACUGUCCAGGAGAUAAGAGUCAGGAAAGUUCCACCGUCGUUUGUGGAUAAUAUGUACGUUGUUGUUAUAAUAUAAAUUGAACAGCAUAACUAAAUCUUACGAGCCCUCAAUGUAAUUUAAAUCUGAAAAGUAAAAAAUCUCAAUAAACCGUUUAAUCAAUUUUAAAGCAAUUUGUUCAAAGAGUAUCUCGUCAUUUAAUCAUGAAGUAGACGAUUUUAUAUUUGUAAUUUGACAAAUAAACUCUGGGGGUCGCUGCUCACUCACAGAUGUUAGAUCAACAUCUCCACCCACACCAUAGGAACAAUUAGAGUAUUAGAACAAGGGUUUAGCUGUAGCAGCGUCGUAACAUAUAUUUUUUGAACGCCUUCUGUUCGUCAGUGACAGGAAAACCACCGUGAUGAUGAAUAUUUUCUGGUUGAAAAUGGAUCUAAAAGGAAUAUCUCUGUUCGGUUUUGUCUGCGGUCUUGCUUUUUUUCUCCAAAUCGCCACUGCAGACCUCAGCUAUUCAGUUCCGGAGGAAAGUCGGCCCGGUUUCAUUGUUGGAAAUAUCGCCAAGGACCUGGGUCUGGAUGCAUCGAAUCUUUUCACCCGCAAGGCUCGUAUUGAUACUGAGGAAGUAAGCCAGCAUUACUGCGAAAUUGAUCUUAAAACGGGGAAUUUAGUCGUCAGGGCACGGGUCGACAGGGAGGAGCUGUGUGGGGACAAGAUAUCCUGCAUGGUUAAAUUCGAGUUGGUCCUAGAAAGCCCUCUGGAGCUUCACCGCAUUUCACUCCUCAUCCAGGAUGUAAAUGAUAACUCGCCUAUUUUCCCGAAGGAGACAGUUAACCUGGAAAUUAGAGAGUCAGCCGACAAAGGAGCGAAAUAUCGCGUAAGUGAAGCGCACGACGUGGACGUUGGUCAGAAUACAGUGAAAGACUACAUUUUGCAGUCAAAUGAACACUUUGUUUUAUCGAUUCGAGACAACAACGACGGUUCCAAGAGCGUAGAAUUGCUUUUAGACAAAGAGCUGGACCGUGAAAAGGAGCAUGAUUUGCAUUUAAUGUUGAUUGCAGUUGAUGGUGGUAAUCCACAGAGAUCUGGAACUGCUAAUAUACACGUAACUGUGCUGGAUGCUAAUGACAACGCACCGGUGUUUGACCAGGCCACCUACAAGGCCAGUAUACCUGAAAACGCUGCCGUUGAUACAGUUGUUAUUACAGUGAGUGCCAGUGACGCAGAUGAGGGAAUCAAUGGAGAAGUCACAUAUGAAUUUAGCCGUAUUUCAGAGAGAGCCAAGAAGAUUUUCUCACUUGAUACUAAAACUGGAGAAAUUAAAGUGAUAGGAUCUCUUGAUUAUGAGAGUAAUUCAAAAUAUGAAAUGCGCAUUGAUGCCAAAGAUGGUUAUGGACUUUCCUCUGACUCCAAACUGGUGAUUGAUAUCACUGAUGUUAAUGAUAAUGCUCCAGUUAUUUACAUGAAGUCCUUAAUGAACCCCAUACUUGAGAAUAUAUUUCCUGGUACAGAGGUAGGCAUUAUUAACGUUCAAGACCGAGAUUCUGACACAAACGGACAGAUCCAUUGCUCAGUCCAGCAAAAUGUUCCCUUUAAACUAGUUCCUUCCAUUAAAAACUAUUAUUCUCUGGUGACCACAGGACAACUGGACCGUGAACUAGUGUCUGAUUACAACAUUACAAUCAGUGCUACUGACGAGGGCUCUCCUCCUCUGUCCUCCUCUAAAACUGUUCACUUAUCUGUAGCUGACAUCAACGACAACCCACCUGUGUUUGAGGAACAGUCCUACAGCGCAUAUGUGACUGAAAAUAACAAACCUGGCUCCACUUUAUGUUCAGUUACUGCUCGAGACCCUGACUGGAGACAGAACGGUACAGUGAUUUAUUCUCUGUUACCUGGUGAAGUGAACGGUGCCUCAGUCUCCUCCUACCUGUCAGUUAACGGAGACACAGGUGUGAUCCACGCUGUGAGGUCAUUUGACUAUGAACAGUUUAAGAACUUUAAAGUCAACGUCAUGGCCAGAGACAACGGUUCUCCUCCACUGAGCAGCAACGUGACUGUCAGUGUAUUUAUAUCAGAUGUGAAUGACAACUCUCCUCAGAUAUUGUAUCCCUCCUCAGAUAGAAACUCCUUCAUGACUGAGUUAGUUCCUAAAGCUGCACACGGAGGUUCUCUGGUGUCCAAAGUGAUAGCAGUGGACGCAGACUCUGGACAGAACGCCUGGCUGUCCUAUCAAAUAGUUUCAUCUACUGAUCCAGGACUUUUCACUAUUGGUGUCCACAGUGGAGAGAUCAGGACACAGAGGGACAUUUCUGAAUCUGACAGCAUGAAACAGAACCUUGUUGUUGCAGUGAAAGAUAACGGACAGCCCCCUCUCUCUACCACCUGCUCCAUGUAUUUGAUUAUUUCUGAUAACUUGGCUGAAGUGACAGAACUGAAGGAA
This is a messenger RNA of Cynoglossus semilaevis (tongue sole), 2563 nucleotides long. Its product is annotated as protocadherin gamma-A11-like. The record is from RefSeq and is a predicted model, not a curated record. Gene Ontology annotation, cellular component: plasma membrane. Gene Ontology annotation, biological process: homophilic cell-cell adhesion. Gene Ontology annotation, molecular function: calcium ion binding. NCBI's taxonomy places the organism in Eukaryota, Metazoa, Chordata, Actinopteri, Pleuronectiformes, Cynoglossidae. The annotation marks the transcript as partial. The transcript has a single exon.